AUCACAACUCUUAUCAAAUUGUUCUAUGUUAAGAGUGGUAAAAAUUAAAAAACUAUACACACCUUUCAUUAGAAAUAUAUUUUAUAGCUACUGCUAUAUCAAUCUAAUCGUCUUUUGGUGGGUAGAUAAGCAAAUUAUGUAUAAAGAAGAUAUAUAUUGAUAGGUGGUUUUUUAAGUGUACAAUCACGCGAUAUGUGGUAGCAUGGCUAGUUAGUGGGUGUGUUUUUGGUAAAAGGAAAGUAUCUGUGGUUAUCAAGGCAUGCUUAGCCCCUUUUCAAAAGACACAACGAAAAUUGUUCGAUACGACAUAAACAGUAUUCCCCAGCAAGGAAGUCGCCGAUUUGUUAAAUUUAAAUAUAUUUAUUCGAUCCUUGAUAUUACAUAAAAAUUUUAGAUUUGGUUUGUUGCAACGUAAAUAAAGAUGGCGGUGACUAAUAACAACGAGAAAAAAGGCGGUUGUGUGAACAACAUCAACGAAAAAGAGAAGAAAGUGUCGAUAGCUAGCAAUACCAUCAUCCACGAGAGACCAGAGAUUCGGAUAAGUGUCGCAUUGAGUCAGAAGAGUUCGCUGAGUCAUAAGAAUUCAUUUGGUCGUAAAGGAUCCUUGGCAGAUGUGUAUUCGAAGAAGAGUUCGUUAGGUGAUAUAUACUCUAUAACUGGAGGAGCUCCAGUAAUCCGAGACUUAGCCAGACAGUCUAUAGUUUCCAUACAAAGCGAAAAACAAAAAUUAGAAGAAGAGAAGUGGUACCAGAUUUUAUUACAAGUGGGCGUACCGUUUUUUAUUGCCGGAAUCGGUACCAUCGGAGCUGGUAUCGUCUUAGAUCAAGUUAAGAGGUACAACGUAUUCAAAGAAAUCAAAGCAUUAUUCGUACUUAUUCCCGCGUUACUUGGCCUAAAGGGAAACCUGGAUAUGUGCCUCGCUUCCAGACUGUCAACACAAACUCAUUUGGGAAAUAUGGAAGACAGAAAGAACAUGUUCAAGAUCGUCUCGGGAAAUAUUUUGUUGGUACAGGUUCAAGCGAUUGUGGCUUCCACUAUAGUUUCAGUAUUCGCAGUAGGUGCUUCGGCUCUUGUCAACGGACAUUUCGAGUGGAUGCACACGCUACUUUUGGCCACUGCGAGCACCCUCACUGCUACUAUGUCCUGUUUUAUUUUAGAUUUAGUGCUUGUGACAAUAAUAACAGUAUCGAGGAAAUUCAAACUGAACCCCGAUAAUAUAGCAACGCCGAUGGCUGCCAGUAUUGGAGACGUAGUUUCUUUGACGACCUUAUCAGUUUGGGCCAGGUUCCUAUUCAGUAUUCAUGAUACGCAUUCUUGGGUUAUGAUGGUGAUUCUGGCUUUCUACAUCGUGAUUCUUCUUCCCGCUUGGGUGUACAUCGUCCGAAAGAACGAAUACACCAAAGAGGUCCUAUCUCACGGUUGGCUUCCUGUUAUUUCAGCUCUCUUCAUUAGCGGGUCUGGAGGACUUAUUUUGGACCUUGCCGUCGACAAAUUCAAAGGCUACACAGUAUUCCAACCGAUAAUCAACGGUUUGGGUGGAAAUCUAGUCUCUGUGCAAGCUAGUCGAAUAUCUACCAUGUUGCACAAGACUUCGUUCGAAGGAGUCAUUCCGCUACACACCAAACAGUGGGUCACUCCGUUCCAAGCACUUAUUCGUGGAGUACUACCCGCAAAAUCCGCCAGACUGCUGCUCGUGAUCUCCGUACCAGGCCACAUAGUCUUCGUCUACUUAGCCGACUUAAUCAACAGUAAAGGGGUCUCCAACAUCAACCCCUAUUUCCUAGCCACCUACGUCACUGUGGCAAUGCUUCAAAUCGUUUUACUGCUUUAUUUGUGUCAUUUACUCGUCCACACCAUGUGGAGGCUGAGGAUAGAUCCAGACAACUCAUCCAUACCGUAUCUAACAGCUCUUGGUGAUCUGUUGGGUUCGACCUUUCUCCUAGUCGGAUUCUUCGUUUUGAGAGCUAUUGGAGAGGAAUACACGCCUUCAGCACACACUUGAAGUAUGAUGUAGCUGAGGUUGGAAAUGGAGAGAGUACAAGAUGACGGAAAUGUACUGUGAGAUCACAUCGACAAACGGCACAUAUUAUCAGAACAUAUGCUUGGAUAAAAAGAAGUACCAUACGAAAGAGAAGAUUGAUAAGUAGAACUGAAUUUACGAAAACCUGUGAAAAGGUUGUUGUAGAUUCCCAGCAAAUAGACUAGAGUAGAAUAUGUAAAGCGUCACGUAACUUUAUGACCAUGUUAGGGACUUUACUUUCUAAAUUGGAAAAAAAAAUUAAAUAUUUUUAAAGAAAAAUCUAACAUAUUUAUGGUUA
Diabrotica virgifera virgifera (western corn rootworm) is the source of this 2318-nucleotide messenger RNA. RefSeq names its product solute carrier family 41 member 3-like. Gene Ontology annotation, biological process: monoatomic cation transport. Gene Ontology annotation, molecular function: monoatomic cation transmembrane transporter activity. Lineage: Eukaryota; Metazoa; Arthropoda; Insecta; Coleoptera; Chrysomelidae. Bases 422 to 2002 code for a protein of 526 amino acids. The transcript is spliced from 9 exons. The record is from RefSeq and is a predicted model, not a curated record. Gene Ontology annotation, cellular component: plasma membrane.